Molecule: messenger RNA, 4997 nt
Organism: Oncorhynchus masou masou (cherry salmon)
Lineage: Eukaryota; Metazoa; Chordata; Actinopteri; Salmoniformes; Salmonidae
Product: zinc finger protein 271-like
Exons: 3
Coding region: 118-2196 (692 amino acids)
Biological process (GO): regulation of transcription by RNA polymerase II
Cellular component (GO): nucleoplasm
Molecular function (GO): RNA polymerase II cis-regulatory region sequence-specific DNA binding; DNA-binding transcription repressor activity, RNA polymerase II-specific
Source: RefSeq, a predicted model, not a curated record
ACUCACUCGGAAAGUGGAUACGUUUUUCCCGCUGCUCUACGAGACCUCAACAUUUCCAAUUAUUUUCAGCCAAGAAAUUCGCUACAGGAAAUCAGUUCCAGAUCUAUCCAGCCUACCAUGUCUGAACCAGGUUCUGGUUGUGGUGUUCCAGCCCAGAGAAGCUCACAGCAGGGUCCAAAGUUGCUGUCAGUGAAGCUGGGGUACUGCAGUCAAACAGUGGAACUCAAUGUGAUUGUCAAGGAGGAGGGCGAGGAGAGAGAAAUCAAUGAGCGGGAGGAGGAAGAGCGAGAGGAGGACAGGGCCUCUUUUGACUCAGGAGAGAUCCCCAACCCAGACUCAGUCAACGAGCCCAGUUCCACAGCUUCAAGUCUGCCUGGUUGUGGGAGUUACCCCUGUCCUCAAUGUGGGAAGUGUUUCAGUCGAGCAGGAGACCUGAAGACUCAUCAGAGAUCCCACAGUGGAGAGAAGCCUACCUGUACUCUCAAUGUGAUUGUCAAAGAGGAGGACGGUGACUGUACUCUCAAUGUGAUUGUCAAAGAGGAGGAGGAUGAGAAGGAAAAGAGAGGAGUUGAGGAAGAGAAGGAAACUAGUGGUAUAGUUGACCCAGAUACAUCAAGACUUCGUGGUCGUUACCCUUGUCCUCAAUGUGGAAAGAGUUUCAGUUCCUCAGGUAAUCUAAAGAAUCAUCAAAGAGUUCACAAUGGAGAGAAACCUUACCACUGCUCUCAAUGUGGAAAGGGUUUCAGUCGAGCAGGAGACCUGAAGACUCAUCAGAAAUCGCACAGUGGAGAGAAGCCUCACCACUGCUCUCUUUGUGGGAAGUGUUUCAGUCGAGCAGGAGACCUGAAGACUCAUCAGAAAUCGCACAGUGGAGAGAAGUCUGCCAGUACUUUCAAUGUGAUUGUCAAAGAGGAGGAGGAUGAAAAGGAAAUCGAUGAGACGGUAAAGAGAGAAGUUAAGGAAGAGCAGGAACCUAGUGGUGUAGUUGACCCAGAUACAUCAAGACUAUCUGGUCGUGGUCGAUUCCCCUGUCAUCAGUGUGGGAAGAGUUUCCGUUCCUCAGGUAAACUAAAGAAUCAUCAAAGAGUACACACUCGAGAGAAACCAUUUCACUGUGCCACAUGUGGGAAGAGUUUCCGUGAAAAAUUCAACCUCACGAGACAUGAGAAGGUACAUAGUGGGGAGAAGCCGUAUCACUGCACCCAGUGUGGGAAAAGCUUCAAUCGUUCGGGAAGUCUUAAGGAACAUCAAAGAGUACAUACAGGGGAGAAGCCUUACCACUGCUCUCUUUGUCAGAAGAGUUUUAGUCAGCCAGGAAACCUUAAGAAACAUCAGAGAAUACAUACAGGGGAGAAGCCUUACCGUUGCUCUCUGUGUGGAAAUAGUUUUUGUUUUGCUGGAAACCUAAAGAAUCAUCAGAGAUCACACUGUGGAGAGAAGCCUUACCGCUGCUCUCAGUGUGGGGAGGGAUUCCCUCAAUUAAAAAGUCUUAAAAGCCAUCAGAAAAUGCAUAUUGGAGAGUCGUCUCCCUCAACUUUCAAUGUGAUUGUCAAAGAGGAGGAUCGUGACUGUACUUUCAAUGUGAUUGUCAAAGAAGAGGAUGAUGGGAAGAAAAUUGAUGAGAAGAAAGUGAGAGAAGCUGAAGAGGACAACAACAACAGUGGUUUAGUUGACCCAGAUGCAUCUAGAUUGCCUGAUCGGGGUCGUUACCCCUGUCCUCAAUGUGGAAAGAUUUUCAGUUCCUCAAGUAAUCUUAAGAAUCAUCAAAGAGUACACACUGGAGAGAAACCUUUCCUCUGCUCCCAAUGUGGGAGGAGUUUCAGUGAGAAAGUAAACCUUAAGAGACACGAAAGAGUGCAUAGUGGAGAGAAGCCUUACCACUGCACCACGUGUGGGAAGAGCUUCAAUCAUUCAGGAAGCCUUAGAGAUCAUCAGAGAAUUCAUACAGGGGAGAAACCCUACCACUGCUCACUUUGCGGAAAUAAUUUCCGUUUUGCUGGAGACCUAAAGAAUCAUCAGAGAUCACACAGUGGUGAGAAGCCUUACCAAUGUUCUCGGUGUGGAGAGGGAUUCAGUCAGCUAAGAAGUCUAAGAAGUCAUGAGAGAAUAUCCAUUGGAGGGAAGCCUGCCUGUGCUUUCAAUGUGAUUGUCCAAGAAGAGAAAGAAGUUGAGGGAGUGGAGAGUGAUGUGAAAUAAACGUGAAGUGAGGAUACAUAAGCUAACUAUAGGUAUUGAUAUUCACACCUAUCCUUGCAAUGGUGUCAUGGACUGCACCAUUUAGGGCGAUCUUCAUCAUCUUCUUUUACUUCUAUGAGUGUAUUGGAAGUUCACAAAUGAACUCAACUUGAAUACCACCACCGCCUAAUGUGCUAGAGAGUGUAUAAAUCUGACCUUUAUUUUGACAGGGAGUCAAUACUGAGACCCGAGGUCUCUUUUCCAGAUGAGGCCUGUAUAGCACCACGAUACACAUUAAACUGCCAAUUCAUAUACACAUGAAUACACAUUAAACUACCAAUUCAUAUGCACAUGAAUACACAAUAAACACAUUCAACUACCCAUUAAUAUACAAUAAACACAUUCAACUACCCAUAAAUAUACAAUAAACACAUUCAACUACCCAUUCAACUACCCAUUAAUAUACAAUAAACACAUUCAACUACCCAUUAAUAUACAAUAAACACAUUCAACUACCCAUUCAACUACCCAUUAAUAUACAAUAAAUACAUUCGACUACUCAUUAUUAUACAAUAAACACAUUCAACUACCCAUUAAUAUACAAUAAACACAUGCAACUACCCAUUCAUAAACCCAAUAUACACGGUGUUAUACACAACAUGACACAAAGUAAAACACAAUCAUAAAAAAACAGACAUUCUUUAGCAACAAGGUUCCCAUAACAACUGUCUGAAAUGCCCUAGAGGCACCAAUUCCUCUGAUUUUUUUUUUAAAGUGCAUUGUAGAUUAUUCGACACACGCAAGGCACAAGGAAACCAAAUGCUGAUCGACCGAACUCUGUAGACACCGAUGGAGUCUCUAGAGUUAACUAACCCCGUGAACGGGUUUGAGUUUUAAAAAUCAGUAAGGGGUUUUUCCUGCACAACUGUAAAAUCAGACUGUAGUCUUGUCACAGCCAGGUCAGCAGUCGAGGUAAUUCCGUAACGUAAUAGUAUCAUCCCUAUUGAGAUGAGAUCGAGACCAGAUCGUUAACAACUAUAGUGGUUGCUGUAAUAGUGCUAUUCCCAGGCCUAAAGCCUUCACAUGAGAUCGAGACAAGAUCGUUAACAACUAUAGUGGUUGCUGUAAUAGUGCUAUUCCCAGGCCUAAAGCCUUCACAUGAGAUCGAGACAAGAUCGUUAACAACUAUAGUGGUUGCUGUAAUAGUGCUAUUCCCAGGCCUAAAGCCUUUUACAUGUUAACGAUCUUGUCUCGAUCUCAACUAUAGUGGUUGCUGUAAUAGUGCUAUUCCCAGGCCUAAAGCCUUUUACAUGAGAUCGAGACAAGAUCGUUAACAACUAUAGUGGUUGCUGUAGUAGUGCUAUUCCCAGGCCUAAAGCCUUUACAUGAGAUCGAGACAAGAUCGUUAACAACUAUAGUGGUUGCUGUAGUAGUGCUAUUCCCAGGCCUAAAGCCUUUACAUGAGAUCGAGACAAGAUCGUUAACAACUAUAGUGGUUGCUGUAAUAGUGCUAUUCCCAGGCCUAAAGCCUUUUACAUGAGAUCGAGACAAGAUCGUUAACAACUAUAGUGGUUGCUGUAAUAGUGCUAUUCCCAGGCCCAAAGCCUUUUACAUGAGAUCGAGACAAGAUCGUUAACAACUAUAGUGGUUGCUGUAAUAGUGCUAUUCCCAGGCCUAAAGCCUUUACAUGAGAUCGAUAUAUUGAACAAAACGUUUUCCAUUCACACAAAAAAAGCUUAUUUUGUGCGCAAAUUUGUUUACGUCCUUGUUAUUGAGCAUUUUUUUCUUUUGUGAAGAUAAUCCAUCCACCUGACAGGUGUGUAAUAUCCAGAAGCUGAUUAAUUAAACAGCAUGAUCAUGACAGCAUGAACAUUGACAAACUGAUGUCCCAGCCUUAUUAGUCUAGUGAUGGUAAAAACACAACGUCUGGCCUCCCAAGGGUCACCGCGGUCUAAGGCACUACCGUCCUUCUUUUGAAUGCACAGAUGACACAAUAAACAACCAUAUCUAACCCGAACUACCACAGUAUCAUGUUAAAGGGACAUUUCACCAUUACAUAGAUGACUAAUCUCAAGCACCACCCCCAACAUCGAACAUUUGUGAAAAUGGCACAUUGUUAUGUUUUGCGGUAAAAUAUAUAGAGGAGUGUGUGUGUUUCCAAUGACAUCAGUGUGAUUUUAACCAAUUAUCAGGCAGAAUUGUUUACUAAUGACCUACUAAUUGGUUGAUGACGUCAUCAACCAAUGUUGAUGUUGGGGUGGUGUUUGAGAUGAUGAAUAUGUAGUAUGUUUUUUUUUAAAUACAUUAUUUCCUGUUAAAGUAACGUAUGUACAUGACUAACAUGUAAAACAGUAGCUUAGUCUAUAGAGGCUUGUAUACUGGGGGCUGAGUCUAUAGAGGCCUGUAUACUGGGGGCUGAGUCUAUAGAGGCCUGUAUACUGGGGGCUGAGUCUAUAGAGGCCUGUAUACUGGGGGCUGAGUCUAUAGAGGCCUGUAUACUGAGGGCUGAGUCUAUAGAGGCCUGUAUACUGGGGGCUGAGUCUAUAGAGGCCUGUAUACUGGGGGCUGAGUCUAUAGAGGCCUGUAUACUGGGGGCUGAGUCUAUAGAUAUAGUAUAUACUGGGGGCUGAGUCUAUAGAUAUAGUGUAUACUGGGGGCUGAGUCUAUAUAUAGUAUAUACUGGGGCUGAGUCUAUAUAUAGUAUAUACUGGGGGCUGAGUCUAUAUAUAGUAUAUACUGGGGGCUGAGUCUAUAUAUAGUAUAUACUGGGGGCUGAGUCUAUAUAUAGUAUAUACUGGGGGCUGAGUCUAUAUAUAGUAUAU